CACAGCAGAGCCUGGCCAAUGCCACGCCCAGGGGGAGUGGCGCUGAUCAGCGACAUGCUCCCAACGGACUCUCGCGUGGCCGGCUCUGCUUUGAAUCUUUCUAACGACCGCGUCGAAGUUACCGUCUACAACUAUAUUCUAGAGUGAUCACACGACCGCUGGGAGGCAUCGGAGCACCGACAAAGAUGCGCGAAAGCCCAAAACCCGACAGGUCGCAAGUUAACAAAGCCUGCACGUUAAGAAGAUGAGAAGGCGUACAAAUUCAUGGGCGCGCCGCAACGUUGAUAGGAUAGCGAGCGCACACACUACGAUUGAUCAGUCAAAGUUCGCGACGUGUAGUUGUCGCUUGCCCAAGGCGGGCGGGGCCGAAGGGCCGUCGGCGGCGUCUCCGCGUGUUCAUGGACCGUCCAUUCGCGGACACAUAGAUGGAUCUAUGCAUAAGCCGACUUGAUUAGUUACUGCGCUUUGUGGGUUGCACCCCAGAGCACAAAGCGGACGACAUGGCCAAUCAUCAAGGAAACGGUGCUUCCGUCGACGGCGGACGACGACGCGCAUGGACCAUAGCGCUGGUCUUGGCGUCUUUAGCCUUGGCAUGGAUCGCGAUCGCCCAAGGAACAUGCGCACUGGGCGUGCGAGCGGCUUCGCUCGGCCCUGCUUCCCGCCAGGUGCUCGUUCACAUCGAGCGCGCCAGCCGCCGGUCACUCCUGGCCGUGUCCAGUCCACCCAGCCCCCGCCCGCCGCGCCCGCCGCGCCCGCCGCGCCCGCCACCGCGCCCGCCGCGCCCGCCGCGUCCGCCGAGGCCCCCGCCACGGCCACGCCCUCCUCCCCGCCCUCCCCGCCCGAGUCCACCAUUGGUCAAGCCGUCGCCUCCGCCUCACCCUCCGCCUCGCCCGCCGCCGCCGCCGCCACCUUCACCCAGCCCACCGUCGCCUGUGCCGCGGGUGGCGGCACCGUCCUUUCAGGCGGCGACUGCUCGGAUGCCCAGGCCGUGUUCGACAGCACCAACAUGUACCGCAGUUGGCAUCAGGCGCCGCCGCUGACGUGGAGCGUCACGCUGGCGGCGGCCGCCCAGUCCUACGCGCUGCAGCUGGCGUCACAGAAGUGCGCGCUCAUCCACAGCGGUGCGGGCCCCGAGAACCUCAUGUCUACCCUGCGCUACCCCAAGCCCGACGCCUCCUGCAACGUGGCGGUCAAUGCCUGGUACCAGGAGGUCAACUAUUACAACUUCUCUGCGCCCCAGCCCUUUGUGGAUAACUGGCCCAAGGGCAUUGGGCACUUCACGGCUCUGGUGUGGAAUGCCGCAACCAAGUUUGGCUGCGGCAUGGCACGCGCCGAUGUGCCCAUGAAUGUUCCGGGGGGCGUUGCGGGCUGCAAGGUCGUGGUGUGCAGGUACGGAGAUGUGGCGAACGUGGCGUCCAACAUGGAGUUUUUGAAAAAUGUGAAGCCUCGCGUCUGAGUGGUACGACUUGCGACCAUCGUCGCAGCACUGGUGGUGUUGGGCGAGCGCCUCUUUCUGUUCGGGGUGAACUGCGUUUGUUUUGGAUUCUUUGAGGGACUCGGAUCACCACGGGAUCGGACCAAGGCGCUCCAAGGGCGCGCCGUGUCGCACACAUUCAUUUGUGAUGUGGGAAUGGACUGAGCAUGGAAUGUGCCUGGGAUGACGCAAGUCACAGGCUCGGAAACACGAGAUCCUUGGGGAAACCAACGUUUUGGUGUCUUGUACUGGGACUGUUUAUUCAUAUAACAACGUUUCAAAGUGUAUUCACUUCGGAUCCGGAAGAUAUCACCCGGGAGAAGGCAACCACUACACAUAGGCAGGCAUGCGUGGGCAGAUGACCAGAUGUGUUUGUCUGUACGUUCAGCACGCAGGAGCUGUAGGUGCCUGUGGGUGCAGGUUGCGUUUCCACGGGUAUCAUCAGGGGAUGCAUGGGGGCUCGGCACCUGGCCAUCCGCUGCGGCACUUUUCAAAUGUGGCUGGACACUGCCGGAAGACGUGAGCGUAGCGCUGUCCUGGCCUGCAGGAUGCAGACGUCGGAUACAGACGUGGGAUGCGGACGUGGCAUGCAGACACGUCUUGAAGUGUGGCGAGAUGGGAGUCAUGCGGACAGCUUCUGUGGCCGUGUGCACUACGGUAGCACGCAUGACACACCCAAAGAGUUGACUGCGGUGAUGCCGGAUUGUGGUUUCUUUCCUUGUGCAUUUUGCCCUUACUUAAGAUGGCUGGUUGUGGAUAUUACGCAGCAGCAGUUGUUGGUGCAGGUGGUUUGUGUAAAAGGCGUGCGUCAGCGCGCGCAGGGCCGGUUGCGUCGAUGGUGUGCACGAAUGGUCCAGGCGGUUUCACUCAAACCCUCAUGUGUGACACAUAUGCUAUACGAACACAUGUGCAGAGUGCAUUGUUUGCCCGCCGUAAGGCUAGGUGUUACGAGUGCGCCUUGUUGAGCCGUGUGAGACAGGGGCACCCAUGAUGUGGGGGUCCACCCCCUCCUGGAUGUACCAGGUAGCUCCACGCCACUCGUGGGGAGUGGGGGCUGCCAGCUGUGCGCCGUUGAACCUGCUGGCGGUUGACCCCUACCUACCUUUAUCUUUGUCUUAUCAAGCAUAUAUCUUAUAACUUAUUUACGCGUGGAGGUGAUGAACCGCUGUUAACGCAUGAAGAGAUACAGUUGCGGUUUGGGUAUUCUCAUUAGCUGCACAGGUCUGCCAAUACCUUGUGUCUUACUCAGUCAUAAUGCCGGUGUGCUUUUGUGAAGUCUGGCAGUCUAGCUUACUAACAGAGGGGCAUAGAUCAAAGACCAGGAUCAAUGUGCCGAUAAUACAUGGCCAUACCGUGGUGGUUUUGUGGGCGUGGUGGCAACGGGUGGAAGAGGCGGUCGGCGUAACGCGUCAGCAUACCGUGUACGGUACGUACCGUAUGCGCUGCGGACCCGAUGCACCCCUUGAUGCGAACGGAUGCAUAACACGCAUGCAAUUUACUGUGCACGAAGAGAUGACUGUGAAAGUGUAUACAGCUUGAUAGGCAAAGGGGUUGCGUAGGCACUGGAGUUCGUUGGAACGCGUGCCUUGCCUGGCAAAACCCCGCGGCCGCGCAGGCUAGCCUCAGGAUGUGUAAGCACAAGUCAGUG
Messenger RNA from Chlamydomonas reinhardtii, 3122 nucleotides. RefSeq lists its product as uncharacterized. NCBI's taxonomy places the organism in Eukaryota, Viridiplantae, Chlorophyta, Chlorophyceae, Chlamydomonadales, Chlamydomonadaceae. The transcript has 11 exons. The coding region runs from base 617 to 1456 and encodes 279 amino acids. The record is from RefSeq and is a predicted model, not a curated record.